AUGUUGGAUUCGAAAGACGCUCAUUGGAUUAUUCCUGUUUCCGUUGUUGCCGGAAUAGCUGCAGUUGCGGUAGCUGGAGGACUAGUGAUUAAAUUUGUUUUCAAGAAAUCGGACAAGAUUAUCACCCAUGACACAACACUAUAUACUUUUGGCCUUCCGUCAGUGGAGUAUGUGCUUGGUCUUCCUCCUGGUAACUGCAUUCAACUGCAUGCAAGAAUCAAUGGGGAGGAUGUCAAACGACCAUAUACUCCUGUUACUUUGGACGAGUACAAAGGAUAUGUCAAGUUCUUAAUUAAGGCCUACCGCAAAAAUGUGAAUCCGAAUUUUCCUGCUGGAGGUAAAAUGACUCAAUAUCUCGAAACUCUUGACGUUGGAGAUGCCAUAGAAGUUAGCGGUCCUUUUGGUCUUAUUCAUUAUUGUGGAGACGGCUUGUUCGAGGUCAAGGGUGGGACCACGCGGAAAGUUUCGGCAACCAACGUUAACAUGAUUUGCGGCGGCACUGGACUCACUCCGAUGUAUCAGCUCCUUAAGUAUAUUCUCAACUCUUCUUCGGACAGGACAAAAGUUGCCAUGAUAUUCGCCAACCAAACUGAAAAGGAUAUUCUUCUACGUGAUGAAUUGGAGCAGCUUCGCGACCAAAACUCAUCUCAAUUCCGCAUUUGGUACACAGUUGAAAGUCCGCCACAGCAUUGGACCUACGAUGUGGGUUACUUGGAUCAAAAGAUGCUGGAGGAACAUUGUUAUCCAGCAAGCGACACCACUGUGAAUUUACUCUGUGGGCCAGCCUCGAUGAUAAAGAACGCUUGUCUGCCAAAUCUAGCAGCCCUCGGCCACAGCAAAGGGAACACACUCACAUUUUAA
This is a messenger RNA of Hydatigera taeniaeformis, 861 nucleotides long. The record is from the annotation of a GenBank genome assembly. Lineage: Eukaryota; Metazoa; Platyhelminthes; Cestoda; Cyclophyllidea; Taeniidae.